CAGGUUCCACAAAGAUUGAACCGCCGGCGAAGUCCUUAAGAGACCUUCAAGCACUCCCGGUUCCGGCCAGCAUCCUGAAGAAUGGCACCAGCAUCCUCCUCUGGCUCGGCUCAAGGUUCGGCCUCUCGUGAACUAAGUGGUGUAGACGGGAAUGCUGCCGCAUCCUCAAGCUUACUGCAGGCUGGGCAGACUAGCUCUGCCCACAAGGCUGUAGAAUCGGUUGUGAUCAAAGAAGAGUUAAUGGAAGUGGAUGAGACAGGCCUGCCUGUCGGUGACAGCAUG
Messenger RNA from Amoebophrya sp. A25, 282 nucleotides. NCBI's taxonomy places the organism in Eukaryota, Dinophyceae, Syndiniales, Amoebophryaceae. The record is from the annotation of a GenBank genome assembly.